AUGUCAGAUAACAUAUGGGUGGCAGCUGCAGAUAACAAGAUUAGUUUGGUAAAAUGCCUCAUUGAAUCGGGAAAAUUUUUACCAGAUUCGGCAGACCCGAAUGGAUUUACACCUAUCCAUGCUGCUGCUUCUUAUGGCAAUAUUGACUUAUUGCGCUAUCUUUUGCAGAACGGAGGUAAUCCAAACGUGCAGGACUCCGAUGGUGACACACCUUUGCAUCAUACGGAGAGCUUGGAUGUUGCUAAAGUACUGGUACAAGAAUUCAAUGCCAAUUACAGGCUGAAAAACAAUGACGGAUUAAACGUGAAAGAAUAUUUCGUUGAAGAAAACGAGUUUCCAGAGCUUAUUAGAUUCUUCACAAUUCUUGAGCAAACAGGAGAUCCUUCGGCAAAGGAGUUGACGUCUGCAGACUCUGAUGGGGCAAGCGUUUCUGACGGAAAGUUGCGUCUACCAGAUGGACAGGAAAUCAAAGCGUAUCUCAGUACUGAUGACGCAGAUGACAAUUCUGAAGAAGUGAAGGAUCGUCGUGAAAAAUUGCAAGAGAUUUUUGGAAACUCAAACCUCUCCGAGGAACAAAGAGAUGAACAGUUAAGAAACUACGUCGUGGGAGUUGUUUCGGAAAACAUGGGCAAACUGAGGGAAACCACAGAUGCAAGAGACGAGAGGGAUGCGGAUCCAUCUCUCAAGAGAAGGAGAUGA
Pichia membranifaciens NRRL Y-2026 is the source of this 699-nucleotide messenger RNA. RefSeq lists its product as hypothetical. Gene Ontology annotation, molecular function: protein binding. Bases 1 to 699 code for a protein of 232 amino acids. The transcript has a single exon. The record is from RefSeq and is a predicted model, not a curated record. Lineage: Eukaryota; Fungi; Ascomycota; Pichiomycetes; Pichiales; Pichiaceae.